AUGACGAACAAGCACCCCACGAUACCCGCGUCCGCACCGACAACUCCUGCAGUGACCCGCAAGACAGAUCGACAUGGCCCCGUCACUCCCCAGCGCAUCUCCUACUCGGCCCAGGUCCGCUCGGUAACCUCGCCAUACUCCCCAGCGACGAACCUCUCGACUCCCUACACCCCGUUCAGUCUUCGUUCAGUCUCUUCCUCCUCGAAUGGCUCCAACCUUGCGACCCCCGCUUCCGCGGUCGGCCGGCGGCGUCUCAGUCUCUCGCUGUCGCCGGAGGUCAACUUCAACUCGAAAAGUCUCGCAGACAUCGCAGAGAACUGGAGGACGCGUGCGAAUGAAAAUGGUAUUAAGGUUACUUCUGGUGAUGACAUGCAAUAUGAAGCUGACGUAUCAAGUCUCGACAUUAGCAUGCCCAUGAUAGAUAAAGCCCUGCUGCCUGCACCUUUUCUCUCAUCUCAACGUCGUGCUCGUGCAUUCUCGCAGACACAGGCGCCUCUUUCUCAGAUCACGGACCCAGCCCAGCUUUGUACGCCAAGUCGUGUAAUCAGACAGCCAACAGUCUUGGACACCCCACCUCCCCAGCCUGGCUUCGGACUUCGUGGUAGUGUCACAGAUCCCGCACGUCUACGUCGGCGCCCCACGUUCGAGCAGACGGAUCUCUUUGAUAUUGAUGAGAACGAUUAUGCACCAUAUCCCCAGGCCUUCGUCCCUGUCGUAGCCAACCAAUCUUUGCCGCUGUCCCUGACGCAGCACUUCAACCUUCAGCAAGAUUUCUCCGCAAUAUCCGAAUCAGCCCAGCUAUAUGAACCGUCCUUCUAUCCUACGGAGCCUGAGGAACCCGAAGAGGCAACUCCAUUUGCCUGCUCCGUUUGCGGCGAUUCGGGUGGCACUCUCGCGGUCUUAGAACCAUGCGCCCACCCGCUAUGCCGUCAAUGUCUUACGAGCGCGCUGAACAUCGUGGGCGAGAAGGACAUGGAGUGCGCUGUGUGCAAGUCUAAGGUGGACAACUUCCAGUUACACAAGGCUCCCCCUACUACUGGAGCGAUACCUGGCACGUCGGGCGCAGGCAAGAAGCGCGCGGCCGCGUUCGGCCCCUCCGGUUUAUCUCCGCACGAUAACUCGAUCCUGCAAGGCUUGUGUGACGCUACCAAUCGAGUGCGCGGAAAUGGUGGAAUUGGUGAUUACGAUGAUUUCAUGGAUCGUGCCCAAGGCUCUUCUACUCCCGUUCCCGGGUCUCGUGGAGGUCAUCGAGGCACAGAGGAAAGCGUGGUGCUUCGGGUUGACAACGUUCCCUGGGAUAUCACGCCUCCGGCCAUUGUCACUUGGUUGAAGCACCCCGUUCAGCGCGUGCAUGUCUUGCUCGAUCGCAAAGGGAAGACGCUUAGCCACGCGUACGUCGAGAUGGCCAACGCGGACGGCGCCAAGGCUGCUUUGCGGAGUGCUCAAAACUCGGUCCUCGGUCGUGGCAAGCGUGCCCGCGGUGUCACAGUGACCAAGAGCAGCCAAGAGGAGUUGAUGAAGGCGUUAUUCCCGUCUUGGCAAGGGAACUUCGACGGCUGCCGGCCCUCCUUGUCCGGCCUGGACAACGAGCGUGUCAUCUCGACGCUCCAACGUGGGCUCAUCUCGGAGGCCGAGCUCAACUCCUUGCUGCACCUCAUUCGCUCACCCGACAGCCAUUUCUUGAAAGUUCCGUCGCUCCCUUUCCACUCUUUGAUUAGCAUUCUUUCGAAGUUCCCAUCCGACGACGAUAGUCGGGUAUUUUGGCCGAGCACGUUGCGAGACAAGCUGUAUGAAAUUACAUACUCUGCUGUGCAGGUCCUCCUCGUCCGCAACGAAGACAAUCCAUUGUCUGACUGGGCCGCUCUAAUAACCCAAGUGGUCCGUGCCGCAAUGGAUUGUCAGGCAUUCACUUCCGACCAAAUGAGCAAGCUCUCGGACAUCCUAGAAGAUGCACUUCCUAAAUCCACCUCUUCGCCGCCUGGCCCCCGUUCGCGUUCUGAGUCUCCUAUGGAUCUUCAGAGUGAAGUAGAAGAAGCAAUGCGACCGGCCGAGAAUGAGAACCGUGGCAUCCCCAGCCCAGGUCGCGGAACGUACGGUGAUCUUGCGCAAGAAUUCGGUGUGGAACCUCACCUGGUUGAGGCCUUGGCUCGACGGCUCUCCGCGAUCCGCUAG
Rhodofomes roseus is the source of this 2172-nucleotide messenger RNA. RefSeq lists its product as uncharacterized. NCBI's taxonomy places the organism in Eukaryota, Fungi, Basidiomycota, Agaricomycetes, Polyporales, Fomitopsidaceae. The transcript has 10 exons. Gene Ontology annotation, molecular function: RNA binding. The coding region runs from base 1 to 2172 and encodes 723 amino acids. The record is from RefSeq and is a predicted model, not a curated record.